This is a messenger RNA of Macrobrachium nipponense, 1650 nucleotides long. RefSeq names its product ethanolaminephosphotransferase 1-like. Gene Ontology annotation, molecular function: ethanolaminephosphotransferase activity. The coding region runs from base 113 to 1279 and encodes 388 amino acids. The record is from RefSeq and is a predicted model, not a curated record. NCBI's taxonomy places the organism in Eukaryota, Metazoa, Arthropoda, Malacostraca, Decapoda, Palaemonidae. Gene Ontology annotation, biological process: phosphatidylethanolamine biosynthetic process. Gene Ontology annotation, cellular component: Golgi apparatus; endoplasmic reticulum membrane. The transcript is spliced from 8 exons.
CCGUCCGGGAAUCCAGUGUCAGUAAGAAUGAGGUUGAUAGAAGGUGUAGCGGGAGGACAAGUCUGCCAUUCGUGAUUCUUUCUUCAAUUCGAGGACGAGCAAUCGGGGGAAGAUGACCGUGCAGCGGUAUUUGACUCCCGAGCAGCUGGUCGGGUUCGAAAAUUACAAGUAUAGUGCACAGGACACCAGCCCGCUGAGUUACUAUGUUAUGCACCCAUUUUGGAAUGCUGUUGUUAAGAUAUGUCCACGAUGGGUUGCCCCUAAUGUUUUGACAUUUGUUGGAUUUCUGUUCACUGUUGGAAAUUUUGUAAUUCUCAGCGUCUAUGACUACACUUAUUAUGCAUCAAGUGAUGCGCCCCCUGGAAAUGAAUAUCCCCCCAUUCCCAAUGCUGUGUGGUUAGCUUGCGCAUUUAAUCAUUUUAUGGCACACACACUAGAUGGCAUUGAUGGUAAGCAGGCACGUCGCACAGGAACUAGUGGUCCCCUGGGAGAACUAUUUGACCAUGGGUUGGAUUCCUGGACAACUUCUUUCAUUCCUAUGUGCCUCUUGUCUGUGUUUGGUCGUGCUGACUUCAGUAUCAGCCCUAUGAGAUUUUAUUUUGUGAUGUGGAAUGUACUUACCUGCUUUUAUACAACACACUGGGAAAAGUAUUUGACAAAAAUCCUUUUUCUGCCAUGGGGAUUUGAUAUAUCACAAGUGCUCAUCUUUAUUAUUUACUUGGUGACUGGCAUUUGGGGACAACACAUUUGGAAAUUUGAGAUCAUUUGGGGAAUAUCUUCGGGAACAAUGUUUGAGUGCAUGAUGUACACAGGAUCUUUGGUUACAUCUCUACCUAUGUCCUUCUACAAUGUUUACAAGUCGUACCGAGACAAAACUGGGAAGAUGCUGGGAGUUUGGGAGGCUUCAAGACCUUUGGUGUGUCCCAUAUUAUGUUUUAUUUUGUGCUCCUUUUGGGUCUUCCAGUCUCCUUCUGAUAUAAUUAACAGGGAUCCACGCAUGUUUAUGUACAUGGUUGGAACUAUAUUUGCCAACGUCAAUUGCCGACUAAUUGUGUCACAAAUGAGCAGCACUCGCUGUGAGUUGCUAAAUUGGCUGAUGGCUCCUUUAGCACUUGCUGUAGCUGUUGUUUGGAUUAUUCCUUCCCUUGAAAUGGCAACACUAUUGGUCUUAAGUAGCUUGGCAUCUGCUGCGCACAUCCAUUAUGGAGUUCAUGUGGUUCGUCAGAUGUGUGAACACUUCCACAUCAUGUGCUUCAGCAUCAAAGACAGGGCCGAUUGACUGCUCGCCGACAGCGCAUAAGGAGUUUCCAGAUAGAUGCCCUCAAAAUCUUCACAUACUAUUUUGUCAGUUAUUCAACUUCAUUCCUGGUGACAUCGGAAAGUAUCAUGACAGAAGUUAUGCAUAUCAUUAGUCAUUUUCAUUACAUGUAAUUGAUUAUGUUCAUUCUGAGUGAGCACUGGGUCAUUCCAGUUGGUAAAGGAAGUGGGAUGUUGGUUUAUUCAUAGUGGGAGAAAGUUAGAUGUCUCUGUAUGAGUAGAAACUGCUCAAGUUCAAAGUGAACACACACUCAAUCUAACGAACGAUGACAAUAACAGGUUUAUUUAUAGUCAAGAGAAGGUCUCUCUCUCUCUCUCUCUCUCUCUCUCUCU